AUGCGCUUAAAAACUUUACAAUCCAGCGUUCCGCGACACUCCGAUGCCGUUUCGGCUGUUGGAUGGUCGUCCAGCGAUGAAAUGGUCUCCUGCUCCGACGACCACUCGUUUCUGAAGUGGAAUCUGGUGACGAUGGAAGCCACGCAAGUCGCCACGCUACCAGAAACCCUCUUCCCGACCUCAAUGUCCUGGUUUCCGAGAUCGUUAACCAAGGGCGGAAAUGACGUCUUGGCAUUGACGUCAUCUGAUGGAAAACUUCAUAUCAUCGCCCGCAGCGGGAAAAUUGAGAAAUCGGUAGAUGCUCAUCGAGGAGCCGCGCUCAGUGCUAGAUGGAGCCACGAUGGGACGGGAUUGAUUACAUGUGGCGAAGACGGUGCCGUAAAAAUGUGGAGCCGCGCGGCAAUGUUGCGUAGUGUACUCGCCCAAAUGGCCACCCCUGUGUAUGCGGCUUGUUGGGAUGGGUCGGCGGCGCGAGUACUGUAUUCUUGCCACGAUUCAUGCUACAUUAAAUCGUUGAAAACACAGGUAUCACCAAUUAAGUGGAAAGCUCAUGAUGGCCUCGUCACCUGCGUGGACUGGUCUGGAACUACAGAUUUGAUCAUUUCCGGAGGCGAAGAUGGGAAAUUUAAGGUCUGGGACUCCUUCGGCCGUGUCCUAUUCACCUCAGCCAGCCACGAGACCCCGAUGACGAGUCUGGCAUUUUCACCUGACGGUUCGCUGUUCGUCGUCGGGUCGUUUAACCUGUUGAGGCUGUGCGACAAAGCUGGGUGGUCACACAGCGUCGAGCGUCUCGACUGCGGCUCGGUGAUGGCGGUGGGGUGGAGUCCGGAUGGGACUCAACUUGUGGCUGGUGGCAGUCUUGGACAUGUUGUUCAUGCUCAUCUCGUCGAAAAACGCAUUUCCUACCGUAACUGGGACAUCACCCAGGCGAAAACGAACCUGAUUGAAGUGCGUGAUAUGGCCAGCGAAGUAGCCAGGGAGAAGCUUGAUACCAGGGACAGAAUCACAAAAUUCUCGAUGAACCACGACCAUCUCGUCGUCGUCACCAGCAAGCAGAUUUAUAUCUAUAUCUCAACCAGCUGGAACACCCCUGUGCUCGUCGACCUGAAGGAGGGCAGUGUGACGUUGUUGAUCCAGACUGAAAACUACGAGGGGCGCUAUAUUUGCGAAAUUAAGGUGCCGGGGACUGGCGGGAAUUUGAAUGAGGCGAACGUUGCCCUCUCCAACGACACCAUAGCCGUACGAGACAAAAACGACUUUGCCAAGCUUCAUUUCUUUGACCCGAACACCUCAAAAGUACAGGGAGAUGGCGCGCUAACGCAUUCGGCGGAAAUCUGUUGCAUCGGGCUGUCACAAUGCGGGUCGUUGAGUCAACGGGUCGUGGCUUUUACCGAUGUGUCGGCCUCGGUGUAUGUCAGCCUCGUCAACUCGUUUGGGGCCAAUCCGAGGACGGCAAAAAUUGGUACUCUCGUCGAACAAAUCUGCUUCAACGACCUUUCUUCGAUGUUGGUAGGCCUCGGAGAAGGAAAAGUAUCCGUCUGGCCAAUGCCAUCCUUAGCUUUCGUCGAUCGCGAUUUACUCCAACGUGCUGUCGUCGAGAAAACGGUCAAUGGACUCGGGAAAUUUCCGCAUCUUGUAAACUUCACCAAAAACCAGGUGGUCCUGCGCCGGUCGGACGGAUCUUUGGUCCCAAUUGCAUUGUCACCAUUUGCCGGAACCUUGCUUGCGCACGCUGAUGCCUCAAAAUGGGAUGAAGCUAUCAGACUUUGUCGCCACAUCGGGGACGACGUACUCUGGGCAAUUCUAGCCGGAUCGGCGGCCCAGCAGAAAAAUCUCUACGCCGCGGAGAUUGCUUAUGGAGCGCUGGAAGAGGGUGAAAAAGUGGCCUUCCUCAGCGAGGCCAGAAACCAUCCGAAUAAAGAUGUCAGGGCGGCAAUGCUUGUUUUACUAACUGGGAAGAUCAGUGACGCGGACGCGAUGCUCGAAAGGACCGGAAAUCCCUUCCGAGCUAUAAUGCUGAAUAUUUCGACGUUUAGAUGGAGUCGAGCCCUCGAUCUCGCUAUAAAGCAUAAAAUGCACGUGGACACCGUACUCGGCUACCGGCAGCAGUACCUCGACGAGUUCGGCAAGCGGGAAACGGAUCAAAAGUUUCUGGAGCAGCUCAGCAAGUACGAAAUCGAUUGGGAGCACAUCCAAGAACAGAUUGCUGCUGAGAAGGAGAAGGACCAU
Messenger RNA from Mesorhabditis spiculigera, 2229 nucleotides. The record is from the annotation of a GenBank genome assembly. NCBI's taxonomy places the organism in Eukaryota, Metazoa, Nematoda, Chromadorea, Rhabditida, Rhabditidae.